Scleropages formosus (Asian bonytongue) is the source of this 2170-nucleotide messenger RNA. Its product is annotated as LIM and senescent cell antigen-like-containing domain protein 1. Lineage: Eukaryota; Metazoa; Chordata; Actinopteri; Osteoglossiformes; Osteoglossidae. Gene Ontology annotation, biological process: positive regulation of substrate adhesion-dependent cell spreading; cell-cell adhesion; cell-cell junction organization. Gene Ontology annotation, cellular component: cell-cell junction; cytoplasm; focal adhesion. The transcript has 10 exons. The coding region runs from base 119 to 1279 and encodes 386 amino acids. The record is from RefSeq and is a predicted model, not a curated record.
CGUACAGGAGACUAGAGCACUGCUGUCUGCCACCAAGGAGUUUGAUCGCUCAGCCCUUUUCUGUGGAUUACUGGACCCGAGCCCCAGAUAUUCCCAAGAAGCACUUGGGCCGUCGAGCAUGGAUGUUCAAGGCCGAAUGUUUCCUCGGGUGAUCCCUGAGAAUGGAGACCCCCGUGGAGAGGUUAAUGAACAACACCAAAUCAAUGGGGUGGAUGCCGAGGUGCCCAUCUCCAAUUCUCAGAGAAGGCGCAGCGACAUCAAGGUUUACAAGGAGUUCUGUGACUUCUACGCCCGCUUUAACAUGGCAAAUGCUCUGGCAAAUGCCAUCUGCGAACGCUGUAAGGGUGGCUUUGCUCCCGCGGAGAAGAUCGUCAACAGCAACGGGGAGCUGUAUCAUGAACCGUGCUUCGUAUGUGCCCAGUGUUUCCAGCAGUUCCCCGAGGGGCUCUUUUAUGAGUUUGAGGGCAGAAAGUACUGUGAACAUGACUUCCAGAUGCUGUUCGCCCCUUGUUGCCAUCAGUGCGGGGAGUUCGUUAUUGGCCGCGUCAUCAAGGCGAUGAACAACAGCUGGCACCCUGACUGCUUCUGCUGUGACAUCUGCCAAGCCAUUCUGGCUGAUGUGGGAUUCGUCAAGAAUGCGGGCAGACACCUGUGCCGUCCGUGCCACAACCGGGAGAAGGCACGUGGCUUGGGGAAGUACAUCUGUCAGAAGUGCCAUGCCAUCAUCGAUGAGCAACCGCUCAUCUUCAAGAAUGAUCCCUACCACCCCGACCACUUCAACUGCACCAACUGCGGCAAAGAGCUGACUGCGGAUGCUCGGGAGCUCAAGGGAGAGCUCUACUGUCUGCCCUGCCAUGACAAGAUGGGCGUGCCCAUCUGCGGCGCCUGCCGCCGGCCCAUCGAGGGCCGUGUGGUCAAUGCCAUGGGCAAGCAGUGGCACGUGGAGCAUUUUGUGUGUGCUAAGUGUGAAAAGCCGUUCCUUGGACACCGUCACUACGAGAGAAAAGGACUGGCUUAUUGUGAGACGCACUACAAUCAGCUCUUUGGCGAUGUCUGCUAUCACUGCAACCGUGUGAUUGAAGGAGAUGUGGUGUCUGCGCUCAACAAAGCUUGGUGUGUGAACUGCUUUGCCUGUUCCACCUGUAACACCAAGCUCACUCUCAAGAACAAGUUUGUGGAGUUUGACAUGAAGCCAGUGUGUAAGAAGUGCUACGAAAAGUUCCCCCUGGAACUGAAGAAGAGGCUGAAGAAACUAUCGGAGACAGUGAGCCGCAAGUGAACAUCCACAGCCACGUUGGGAUCCACAGACUGGCACAGCUGCAUAUUCCAGUCAUGCUGAACUCAGUACCAGAGUGUUGGUGGGCUUUAACAAGGGGUGUUACUCCAUGCUUUCUUUGUUUCAUAGAACUGUUUUUAAAAGCCAAUAUCACAAUAUCAAUGCUGAUGGCAGAACAGUAUUAGGAAUUGUGCAACAGUAAUUCCAUUAAGUAUAGAACUUCUGUUGUGAGACUUGUUGAGAAUGUAUGCACAAAAAUUCAUUUAUUUGAAGCCCCCCCCCUCCAUGUAGACCUAUAAGAAAAUAUUGGGAAAUGGUAACUUUUUGCAUUUCUUAACGUUACGGAAAGGGGAAAGGAGUGCCUGUUACAUAUAUGGGGCUUUGCCCUUCUAUAUACAUAUAUCUGGAUGGGUCAGUUUUCAUUUUGCAUGUUAAUAGCUGUCAGUUCCAAAAGGUAAAUUCAGACAUUUAGUCUCUUCAGUGUUCAGACACACCUCCACGUAUAUUUUCUGUGUAGCUUUCAGCUGCGCUAUAUGCAUGGCUUGCAUUGUUCAUGUAUGUAAGUUUUGGUUUAUGAUUAAACAGUGUGUACUGGGGUACAUCAGAAGUGAUAGCACAGAUAUGGCAAUAAGAUUUUUUUUGAUCUUGUAGUAGAUGUGUAUUUUGCAAAGAAUUGCUUCAAUACUGUAAAGGUAUCAAAUGUUUUUACAUUGUCCUUCCCUACUAUAACAGUUUUUGCAACAAACAGGCCAAAAACACAAGAAUGUUACAUUUGGAAGUUUGUUGCAAAUUUUUUUCAUAAAGUAUCUCUACAACUCAAACUCUUGACUCAGUCAAAAUGUGUUCUUUGUUGUGAAAGUACUUACCAUGCUGAUGUCAAUAAAUGCAGAUCCA